This is a messenger RNA of Mercenaria mercenaria, 1077 nucleotides long. RefSeq lists its product as uncharacterized. Bases 1 to 1077 code for a protein of 358 amino acids. The record is from RefSeq and is a predicted model, not a curated record. NCBI's taxonomy places the organism in Eukaryota, Metazoa, Mollusca, Bivalvia, Venerida, Veneridae. The transcript has 2 exons. Gene Ontology annotation, cellular component: nucleus. Gene Ontology annotation, molecular function: DNA binding.
AUGGCGAAAACACGAAACUAUAAUGCUGAAAGUCAAAAUAACGAGACCCACAAUGAUGGUCCUCCUUCGAAGAAAAGGAAGCUGCAGUAUGACCGAGACAACCUUAGGAGAGCAUUUGAGGCCACUAGGAAGGGUAUUUCAGUUUAUAGCUCAGCCAAGGCCUAUUCUGUUUCAGAGUCUACAUUAAGAGACAGGCAUUUAGGACUGGUACCGCUUGAGUGUCACAUUGGUUUUGACAGUAUCUUUUCAAAUGUAGAAGAACAGAAACUUGUCAACCACAUUACAUAUAUGGCAAGUAUCGGCUAUGGGUACAACAAAUCUUCAAUCCAGCACAUGGCAUGGGAUUAUGCAAAAUCUCUAGGCAAACAAGUUAAAGCCAAAGAGUCCCUGAGUGAUAAUUGGUUUUAUGGUCUUUUGAAAAGGUGGCCUGAUUUGUGUGUAAAGAAAGCUCAGAAGCUGUCAAUUGCACGUGCAAAGUCUGCCUCCAGGGAAGCUCUCAACAACUACUACAGUGAGCUUGGUUCUAUCUUGACAAUUAAUGAUUUGACUGAUAAACUACAAUGUAUAUUCAACAUUGAUGAAACAGGUGUCAACUCUGAACAUUCUCCACCUAAAAUUGUGUGUGAUAAAAACACUAUCCCAAAGAAUGUCACUUCAUCCAGAUCGCAAACAGUAACUAUCAUAGCCUCUGGAAAUGCUUUAGGCAACUCCAUACCUCCUUACUAUGUAUUUCCAGGACAACGUUGGAAUCCUGAAUUCUUGAAUGAUGCAUGCCCUGGUUCUGCAGGUGAAAUGUCCAAGACAGGCUGGUCCAAUACAUGUAUAUUUGAGAAUUACUUGAAGAACCACUUCGCAACUUAUGCAAAUCUUUCUAGAAAUGUUGAUGGAUCCAAAAUCAUGAUCCUCUAUAAUGGACAUAGAUCUCAUACCUCUCUUACUCUGACUGACUGGGCAAAGAAGAACAAUGUUAUUUUAUACGUACUUCCUCCUCACUCAAGCCAUGUAACGCAACCUUUGGAUGUUGGAGUCUUUGGACCUUUCAAAUCAUGUACUACUCCGAAUGUCAGAACUUCAUGA